AACUCCUCUCCAACAUGUUUAGACACAUAGGCGAACACUGAAAUAAGCUGUUUUCCCACUCUAACCCCCACUCAUUAGGCUGCUUAAUCCUGAUUGGAAAUGGUAAGCACUUGGCAAGCCCCUUUUUAGACUAGAAAACCUUAUAAAAGACACAAACAGAGUGUGCAGAGGUCUGAUCACUUUUCUUCCCUGCUGAAGAAGAGAAAUAUGGUGCACCCGGCAGCCUUUGCCUUGACACUAGUGGUGUGCUUGGGUCUUUGUGAUGCUGCUCCCACAAUGUCAUCGUCAAAUGACAAUCAAAGAGCAGAGGCUUAUUUGUCUCAGUUCUACAGGGACCCCAACGCAACUGAAUCCCGCGGCAGAAGUGUGAACCUGCCCGAUUUUAAGAAGGAUCUAAAAGCCAUGCAGGAGUUUUUUGGGCUUGAAGUCACAGGAAAGCUGGACACAAAUACUCUGGAGGUGAUGAAGCGGCCACGUUGUGGUGUCACUGAUGUUGCAAGAUUUGGCCACUUCCAAGGGAAGCCCAAGUGGAAGCAGAGUGUUGUGACAUACAGAAUAACUGAAUACACAUCGCAGUUGAGCCAGAGAGAGGUGGACGCCACGAUCGCUAAAGCUUUUGAGCUCUACAGUGACGUUAUUCCACUCGAUUUCAAACAGAUCUACAGCGGCACAGCUGAUAUCAUGAUUCUCUUCAAAGCUGGAUAUCAUGGAGAUUUUUACCCGUUUGAUGGACCUAAUGGGGUUUUGGCCCAUGCCAACUCUCCCGGACCAGAACAGGGAGGAGACACACACUUUGAUGAGGAUGAGAAAUGGACCCUAAAACCACAAGGUGUGAAUCUGCUUUUGGUGGCUGCUCAUGAAUUUGGCCAUGCGCUGGGACUAGAUCACUCCCAAGACCAAUCGGCUCUCAUGUAUCCAACUUACCAAUACAUCAACACGAAUGGCUAUAAACUGCCCUGGGAUGACCGACUUGGGGUCCAGGCCUUGUAUGGUGUUCGAACACCUACGUUUAAGCCUGACCCAAUGCCUGAGCCAAAACCAGAUCCAAGACCGAGCCCACCAGAACCAUGUAAACGUGAUCUGGUGUUUGAUGCAGCAACCAGCAUUCGUGGAGAACUGUACUUCUUCAAAAAUGAGCAUUACUGGAAAAAGGGCUUCUACAGUGGACUUUCAACACAUAAAAUAAAAUCUACAUGGCCGUCCAUUGAUUCUGUUGAUGCUGCUUAUGAGUUCAAGUCCAAAGAUACAACCUUCCUCUUCAAAGGUCAGCAGUACUGGGCCAUAAGAGGCAGCACUACUUUGACUGGAUAUCCCAAACCCAUAUCCAAAUUCGGGUUCCCUUCUAUUGUUAAAAAGAUUGAUGCAGCUGUAUAUGUGGCAUCGACUGGCCGCACUUUGUUCUUUGUUGGAAGUAAAUAUUGGAGCUUCAAUGAAAGGACAGCUCAAAUGGACGCAGGCUUUCCUAAAACUAUUCGGCAUAAUAUCCCUGACAUUGGGUCAAGGGUGGAUGCUGCUUUUGAAAACAGUGGUUACCUGUAUUUCUCAAAUGGUGCACAGCAAACUGAGUAUGACUUCAGCUCAAAAAGAAAGAACCGUGUUCUGUUGAAUUAUGGAUGGCUGGAUUGUUACUAAACAUUUGUGAAAAUGUUUCCUUUACAUGCUUUCUAAUAAAGAACCUCUAUUUUUUUUUUAUUUAGUCUAGACAAGAAUACCAAAAUGUAUGAAACAUUCUCACAAAUUAAUAAAAAUGUUUUUUUGACAAAACCUGACUCAGAUCCUGACAUAAAAGGCAAAAAAUACAAACACCAAUGCAUUUAAUUUAAACUAAACUAAAUUAAACUAAAGAGCGCAACAGUGCUCACCCACUUUUUUAGCCGUCUUGGUUCUGAAAGUAUUUUUCCAAUAAAUUUUUCCAUAUGGACUUCAUAAAAGAGUUCUAAGCCAUGAACCAAACCAUCCAACUCCGACGUGAAUCACAACAUUACAAACUUUGAUUUGAAACAAAAAAGUAUCAGAAAAUUGGACAAAAAGACAAAGGUACAAGACUGUUUACUUACUGUUUUCA
Messenger RNA from Xyrauchen texanus (razorback sucker), 2065 nucleotides. It is a transcript of the gene mmp30, whose product is annotated as matrix metallopeptidase 30. Lineage: Eukaryota; Metazoa; Chordata; Actinopteri; Cypriniformes; Catostomidae. Gene Ontology annotation, cellular component: extracellular matrix. Gene Ontology annotation, biological process: extracellular matrix organization; collagen catabolic process; proteolysis. The transcript has 10 exons. Gene Ontology annotation, molecular function: metalloendopeptidase activity; zinc ion binding. The record is from RefSeq and is a predicted model, not a curated record. Bases 208 to 1632 code for a protein of 474 amino acids.